AUGGCUUUGAGACUAACGACUCUCUUGUCUGUCCUUUUCUCUUUGCUGGCCUUUGUGGCAGCAGUCUCCAUUCCCAAGACAGACUACGAUGUCAUUGUGGUUGGCGGGGGCCCCUCGGGUCUCAGUGCGUUGAGCGCCGUCUCUCGGGUCCGGAGAACCGCACUGUUGUUUGACAGCGGAGAGUACCGCAAUGCUCCGACACGCAAUAUGCACGAUGUUAUUGGAAACGAUGGUACUCCACCUGCUGAGUUCCGUGGACUGGCUCGCGAGCAGAUUCUCAAAUACCCCACGGCUCACAUCAAGAAUGCGACUGUGAAGUCAAUCACCCCCAUUGGAACUGAGGAUGUCUCUGUAUUCUCGGUUGUCGACGAGUCAGGCAAGAACUAUACCGCUCGUAAGAUUGUCUUGGGCACUGGCAUGCGCGAUGUGCUUCCCUCAACCCCCGGCCUAGAGGAGGGCUGGGGCAAAGGGAUCUUCUGGUGCCCGUGGUGUGAUGGCUAUGAGCACCGUGAUCAGCCGUUCGGUAUCCUCGGCAACCUUUCUGAUGUCCUGGGCAGCGUGCUAGAGGUGAAUACACAAUUCUCCGAUAUCAUUGCCUUUGUGAACGGCACCCAAACACCCGCCGGAGAAGCCCAGGCGACUGCUUCGCACACCGACUGGGAGGAGCAGCUGAAGGCUUGGAACAUCAAGAUCGAGAACCGCACCAUUGCAUCCAUUGAGCGUAUCCAGGAUGGUGAGACUCAUCAGAACAAGACGGCCGAUCUCCAGUUUGAUAAAUUCCUGAUUCACUUCACUACUGGCGAUCCCAUUGAGCGUAACGCUUUUAUCACCAACUUCCCCUCAGUACAACGCUCUUCGCUACCUAAUGACAUGCAUUUGAAUGUGUCCAGCGAAAAGAUCAUUGUCGACACAAGUGGCAUGCGUACAAACCUGACCGGUGUCUACGCCGUCGGCGAUGCCAACAGCGACGGCAGCACCAACGUUCCUCAUGCCAUGUUCUCCGGCAAGAAGGCCGGAGUCUACCUUCACGUUCAAAUGUCACGCGAGGACUCGGCCUCCAAGAUCUCGAAGCGAACUGGCCUCACUCAGCGGGAGUUGGAAAAGGAGGCCAACCGUGCUAUUGGCCGCAACCUUGAACCGCAGUGGGAGAAGGUCCAGAAGCGUAAUUAA
This is a messenger RNA of Penicillium macrosclerotiorum, 1170 nucleotides long. RefSeq names its product NAD(P)/FAD-dependent oxidoreductase. The record is from RefSeq and is a predicted model, not a curated record. NCBI's taxonomy places the organism in Eukaryota, Fungi, Ascomycota, Eurotiomycetes, Eurotiales, Aspergillaceae. Gene Ontology annotation, molecular function: oxidoreductase activity. Bases 1 to 1170 code for a protein of 389 amino acids. The transcript has 3 exons.